Messenger RNA from Budorcas taxicolor (takin), 3716 nucleotides. RefSeq names its product sarcoglycan delta (gene SGCD). The record is from RefSeq and is a predicted model, not a curated record. NCBI's taxonomy places the organism in Eukaryota, Metazoa, Chordata, Mammalia, Artiodactyla, Bovidae. Gene Ontology annotation, biological process: cardiac muscle tissue development; heart contraction. The coding region runs from base 134 to 1003 and encodes 289 amino acids. The transcript is spliced from 8 exons. Gene Ontology annotation, cellular component: sarcoglycan complex; sarcolemma.
GGAAAAGGCUGUCCUGGAGCCUGCGUGGAGGUUACAAAAACCAUCCCUCUGGUGGUGCCCUGAGCAGAUUAUUUCAACCCCAAUGUUGCCCUGAACAUUGCAUUCAAGAUUUGAGAAGAUUAGGACUGCUAAGAUGCCUCAGGAACAGUACACCCAUCACCGGGGCACCAUGCCCAGCUCUGAGGGGCCGCAGGUAUACAAAGUGGGGAUUUAUGGCUGGCGGAAAAGAUGUUUGUAUUUCUUUGUCCUACUCCUGAUGAUUCUAAUACUGGUGAACUUGGCCAUGACCAUCUGGAUUCUCAAAGUCAUGAACUUCACAAUUGAUGGAAUGGGAAACUUGAGAAUCACAGAAAAAGGUCUAAAGCUAGAAGGAGACUCAGAAUUCUUGCAACCUCUCUACGCCAAAGAAAUCCAGUCCCGACCAGGUAACGCCCUCUACUUCAAAUCUGCCAGAAAUGUUACAGUGAACAUCCUCAAUGAACAGACUAAAGUACUAACUCAGCUGAUAACAGGGCCAAAAGCCAUCGAAGCUUAUGGCAAAAAGUUUGAGGUAAAGACGGUUUCUGGAAAAUUGCUCUUCUCUGCAGAUGACAAUGAAGUGGUAGUAGGAGCCGAGAGAUUACGAGUUUUAGGAGCAGAGGGCACAGUGUUCCCUAAAUCUAUAGAGACACCUAAUGUCAGGGCAGAUCCCUUCAAGGAACUAAGGUUGGAGUCCCCGACCCGGUCCCUGGUGAUGGAGGCCCCAAAAGGAGUAGAAAUAAAUGCAGAAGCUGGCAACAUGGAAGCCAUCUGCAGAACAGAGCUGAGACUGGAGUCCAAAGAUGGAGAGAUUAAGUUAGAUGCUGCGAAAAUCAAACUACCUAGACUGCCUCAUGGAUCCUAUACGCCCACAGGAACGAGGCAGAAGGUGUUCGAGAUCUGCGUCUGCGCCAACGGGAGGUUAUUCCUGUCCCAGGCAGGAACCGGUUCCACCUGUCAGAUAAACACAAGUGUCUGCCUGUGAGACCAUCUGUAGUGGACACUGCCGGCAGCAUCCAGGCCUUUUUUGGCUUUAGACCCUGGCUGCCAGCUAUUUUUACUAGAACACGGAAAGCCUAUCAAAGACCUUGUGUGUAUGUGUGUGCGUGCGUGCGUGCGUGUGUGUAUGCGUGAGUGUGUUUGCGUGUGUGGGUGGAUAUAAAUAUAUAUAAAUAUAUAUAAAUAAAUAUAUAUAUCCUCUGUAUAAAAUGAGGUUUCAGUACAAAAGGAACCAUGGGUGACCCUGUGAUAUCCACUGUCAUUGCUAUCCCAACCCUGUCAAUGUACAUGAUAAAAUCAAAACACUAAUUUGGGCCCAAUAUUCUCCAGACCCUGCUGAAUCACACAGUGUAUCGACACUUACUGAAUAGCCCUCUACAUGUUUGAGUAACAGCCUGUCUUUUCUUUUAGUGUCAUCACAAGGCAGUGAUGGCGGGAAUUUGCAAGUCGCCCUCAGUGGCUAAGACCCCUGUAGUAAAAGCAGACCCUUAGUUCCCUUUAUGAGCUUUCACACAGCCAGCCAUCUCCUCCCUCUUCAAGUCAAAUCCCUCUAGAAGUCAGACAGAGGAACUCAGACUGGCUGUGCUACUUUGGCAUCCAAAUGCAUCCAGGCUUUCAUGGUUGUGGAAUUUGGAGGAUGGAUUUUAGCAAAGUUUGAAUGACUCUCCCAACUCCUGCUAGCCUCCUUCCUUCAAACCCGCAUAUUAUCCCACAGUCAAAACAGGAGCUGUAAAUCAGCACAAAAUAGGAUAACAGCUGCUCCUCAGUCGGCUGGAAGCUACUCAGAGGCCUGACAGACUAAGAAUAAAUGGCCGAUAUGUCUCUGUUUAAAGGGAAAAAAAUGGCUCAAAAUCUGUUACAACCUCACUUUUGACUUUUAUCCAGCGGGCUCCUACCCAAAAUGAUCAAGUCAAUCCAAAUCCUUAAGAGUGGAACCCCCUACCCCUAUGGGAAGCUAUCGGGAGGUGGCAGUCAAAGAGUGGCAUAGGGAACAGAAUUGUUUUUAAAUAUGUUUCUGGGGACUGGUAGGUAAUUUAGAGGCACGCCUUUUAUUUUUAAAGGCAUGCACAAACACUCUGCCUCCAAUCUUCUUACAUAGUUUUUCAGUAUCGGGAUAUUCAUUUUCCUAAAUUGACCAUUGUUUUCUCUAAGAAUAGUGACCCGAGAAUCAUAGCCAUGCAGUACCAUGUGCCCCCAGGAAUGUUCAUGGAAUAUUACUCUAGACAAGAGUCAAGUGUCUUCCUUAGAAUCACUGUGUCCCCUGGUGCCCAGUGGUCCCUGCUCCCCUGCAAAUGGCAGCAGCUCCCUAAUUCCCGCCAUCAGCUACCUCCCAUCACCCCCACUUUCAUCAUCACGCUCCAGGGUCACCCUGGCCAGCUCUUGUGCUGGGACAGGAGAUUACACCGUCUCUGUUCAAAGAGGGGGAAAUGUGCCUGUGCCUUACGUCAAUGCACUCAGCAAGGAGAAGCACAUCCUGUUUAUCUUGUUGUUACCUGUAGUUUAUUUUGGGUGAUUGGAGGGAAAGGGUAAAAUGAUGACCAGGCAUCUUAAAAGCUGGUAGACAAACCAAGUGGCUGACAGAUGUAGACUCCGAGGAGCCUGGAAGGGAGACAUAACUGGUUUCUACCUCCCUGGAUGCCACUUGGCAAGCAGUGGCCCCACUGAAGUCGUACUUGUAGGCCUGAAUGGCAUUUGUUUUUUCCUCAACAGGGUUCUACUUUUUCUUACUUCACAAGCAGAGGUGACAUUUGCCAUAGAAAAUAAGAGGUUUGGUGUUUUUGAGAUGACACUCAAGCAUCGGGGGGCUGAGAUUGCACACAUGGGGGGUAAAAACAAACUGUGUGUUGCUUGGUCACUUAGCAGUCGGGGGAAGAGGGAUGGUUCUAGCUUGACCAGUGGCUCUGCUGGCUUCUGGAUCCCGGGCUCCCUCCAGUCACUCCUGCUCAAUAUCCAUAGAGAAGAACUGGAUUGCUUAAUGAUGAGACCAUAUGAUUGUUUAUUUUGCAGCAUUAGGGUCUAAAAAAGAAAAUGGUUAAAAAAAAAAAAAUCCAGUUGCUCUGGCUCAGUACUAUUUAUAUAUGUAGAAUCACACUGCCAGAAUCUGCAUGUACCAUAUCCAGGGUUAUUCCAAGCCAAGAAAGGCCCUCCUUGACAACUCGGAACAUCUACCCCAUAUCUUUCAGAUCAACAGUAGUUAUGAGGUCCUUUGUGGCUACAUACCUGAAGACAAAGGGUUUUUGCGUUUUGUUGGGUUUCUUUUUUAACAGAGACCAUCUUUGCAUUUUGUCAUCUCAAGUACCUGUUCUAAGGAUGACAAAGAAACAGAAGGUUCACUGAGCUCUUUCAUCUAAUUUUGUUCUAAUCGUUAAAUGAAAGUCUGAGAGGAGCACCUUGGGAAUUUUAUGCCAAUAAAAAAGAGUGGUGUGAUCCCAUUUGCAAAAUUUAAUCCUAAAAGUACUCAGAUCACAAAUAGAAUAAAAAGAAUAAUAGCAACCAAGACUAGAAAUCAAGCACCUAUGGGGACAGACAUGAUAUAAAAUUCUGAUUUUCAUCUGUGCUGAGUGACUACAAUAUAGGUAAUGAGCAGGAAGUUUGGCAUGGAUUAAAUUAUGUAUUUCAGUUCAGACUUUAGAAUUCGGUAAAUGCAUAUUAAGUCCUCAAUGUACAUUUUUCCCCCUAACUUCCUCCAUGUCCCUGGU